This is a messenger RNA of Lolium perenne, 2299 nucleotides long. Its product is annotated as WD repeat-containing protein 26 homolog. The record is from RefSeq and is a predicted model, not a curated record. Gene Ontology annotation, molecular function: protein binding. NCBI's taxonomy places the organism in Eukaryota, Viridiplantae, Streptophyta, Magnoliopsida, Poales, Poaceae.
UUUUCUAUUCAGUCGGUUCCCCUCUUUCCCAAGCCAAGAAGACACCAAUCUCUUUCUUCCCCAUCUCUCCCUCUCUCCCUACCCAAUCCACCGCCUCCAGCCACCCCACCGCAGGCGAGCCCCCCACCGUCCCGCGCCGAUUCGGGCCUUCCUCGCGCGAACCAGCGUGGAUCCGAGUAACCUACAGAAUUAGUUGAAGGGCCUUUUUCUGGAGCUUGCGCAAAUCAUCUCUGCAGUAGUAAAAUUAUAUAUGGGCUGACUUUGGCAUUUCAUGGGAGGUUUUGAAGAUGAUGAACCACCCUCAAAACGCGCAAGACCAUCCUCAGUAGAGUCUGCAAGUUUAGACGGUCUCUGUUAUUCGAAAUCUGUUAACCCUUUGGGAGGUACAAUGGCUAGACCUUUGACUUCCCAGGGGAAAGAAGUUAUGGUUGGUUCCAAAGGUGUCAUUAAGAAGGACGAAUUUGUGAGGAUAAUCACAAAAGCUCUCUAUACUCUUGGAUAUGAAAAAAGUGGAGCUGUCCUCGAGGAAGAAUCUGGUAUAACAUUGCAUUCCCCCUUGGUGAAUCUUUUCAGAAAGCAGGUGCUUGAUGGAAAUUGGGACAGUGCAGUAGCUACCUUGAAUAAACUUGGCCUUCUGGAUGAAAACACUGUCAAGUCUGCUGCAUUUUUGUUAUUGGAGCAGAAAUUUUUUGAACAUUUGAGAAAUGACAACCUAAUGGGUGCCAUAAAGACUUUGCGCAGUGAAAUAUCCCCCCUUGGUGUUAACAGAAGACGAGUUCAUGAAAUGUCAAGUUGCAUAAUUUCUUCUCCACAAAACGUCUUGCUUGCGUUUUCGAAGCUUGGAACUGAAGCGUGCAACUCACGUCUUAAGCUCCUAGAGGAAUUGCAAAAGGUGCUCCCCCCUACUGUUAUGGUUCCCGAGAGGAGGUUAGAGAAUAUAGUUGAACAGGCACUUACUGUACAACGUGAAGCUUGUUACCUCCAUAAUUCUAUUGAUGGCUUGUCGCUUUAUGUUGAUCAUCACUGUGGGAAGGAUCAGAUACCAUCUCGAACACUGCAGGUUUUACGUUCACACCGUGACGAAGUAUGGUUUCUUCAAUUUUCAAACAAUGGGAAAUAUUUAGCCUCAGCAUCAAAUGAUAAAUCUGCAAUCAUAUGGAAGGUCGAUGAAGAUGGAGAACUAUUGCUGAAGCACAUAUUGACUGGUCAUGAGAAACCAGUGAUGAUGGUUGCCUGGAGCCCUGAUGAUCGCCAGCUUCUCACAUGUGGAAUGGAAGAAGCCAUCAGACGUUGGGAUGUUGAAUCUGGCGAAUGUAUCCAUGUUUAUGAAAAACCUGGCCUUGGUUUGAUGUCAUGCGGUUGGUUUCCAGAUGGAAAGCAAAUAUUGGCGGGUUUAUCUGAUCAAACCCUUUGCUUGUGGGAUUUAGAUGGUAAAGAAGUAUAUUGCUGGAAAGGGCAGAGAUCAUCAAAAACAUCUGAUCUUGCUGUAGCAAAAGAUGGUGAACUUAUAAUAAGUAUGAGUAGAGAUUGCACAAUUCUUUUAUUCAAUAGGGACACGAAACAGGAGAGGCUGAUUGAAGAGGAAGAUACAAUCACUUCAUUUUCUCUUUCUGAAGAUGGUGAUUUCUUGCUUGUAAAUCUUGUAAACGAGGAGAUUCAUUUGUGGAACAUAAGGAAUGAACCCAGUAGAGUUAGACAGUAUACUGGCCAUAAGCGCAGCCGUUUUGUGAUAAGAUCGUGCUUUGGUGGUUCAGAGCAGGCUUUCAUUGCCAGUGGCAGUGAAGAUUCAAAGGUAUAUAUAUGGCACAGAGCUACAGGAGAUGUUAUCGAGACUCUAUCUGGCCACUCUGGGGCAGUCAACUGUGUAAGCUGGAACCCUACAAAUCCACAUAUGCUCGCAUCUGCGAGUGACGAUCACAGUAUACGUAUAUGGGGACUGAAGAAGGCCAGCGCUAAGCGAAAGGACGUUGGCAGCAGCAGUAGCAGCAACGGAGCCCAUAUGAAUGGCAGCGCCAACGGCAAUGGUUUCGUUCACCAGUGCAAUGGCAGCCGCAGCAAAUGAUCCUUUGUAGCCCCCAUGCAAACGUAUGAUCGGCUUCAUUUGUAAAUCCUCCUUUGCUUAUGCUUUACUUCCCUUCGCCCAGGAAGAACACAAUAGUUUAAGACAAAGCUGCAGCACAGGUGUGGGGGAGGUGAGAAACCUGCUUGGUUUCUAUGCACCAUCUCCCUUGUUCCACCAGCACCACCAUCCUGUCACAUUUAUUUCUCAAUUCAAGCUGGAUACAAAACUUUACAUUUA